Messenger RNA from Ilex paraguariensis (yerba mate), 1070 nucleotides. Lineage: Eukaryota; Viridiplantae; Streptophyta; Magnoliopsida; Aquifoliales; Aquifoliaceae. The record is from the annotation of a GenBank genome assembly.
AGCCAACCUCAAGAAUCAAUACAAUACAAUAACCUCCAAGUUCUAAACUUGUAGUAUUCUUUUGUGUUCAUUCUUUAUUUUUCUUCCUUUGCAUUGCUUGCCUUCUAAUUCAAAUCAGGUUGGAAAAUUUGGGCAUAUCUUUGGUUGAAAUCUGGUGAGAUCUUGCAUUGUGUGUUGUGGAUUUGGUGGGUCUAUUUCAAUACAAAGCUCUUCUCUUCCCAAACCAUAGAAAAACAAAGACCUAACAGAGCCCACCAAGCAAGAAAAAGAGAAAACCUCUCCUUUCUUCUUUGUUCUUCAUAUUCUUCUCCUAGUUGGCUUCAUCUGCAAUCUUGAAUUGGUGAAAUGGUUAUGGCCAGUGAUUCACAGUUUCAUGUUCUAGCUGUUGAUGAUAGUAUCAUAGACAGAAAACUUAUUGAGAGACUUCUCAAGACCUCAUCAUUCCAAGUUACUGCUGUUGAUUCUGGUAGUAAGGCUUUAGAAUUUCUGGGUUUCAAUGAAGAUCAACAAAGGAACACAGAUCAACGUUCUGUAUCUCCAAACAAUCACCAUGAAGUGGAAGUAAAUUUGAUUAUUACAGACUACUGCAUGCCUGGAAUGACAGGCUAUGAUUUGCUCAAGAAAAUAAAGGAAUCUUCAUCCCUUAAAAACAUACCAGUAGUGAUUAUGUCAUCUGAAAAUGUUCCUUCAAGGAUCAAUAGAUGUUUAGAAGAAGGAGCAGAAGAAUUUUUUCUCAAACCAGUGAGACUAUCAGAUGUCAAUAAGCUUAAACCCCAUAUGAUGAAAGCCAAAUUCAAAGAUCAUGAAAAGCCAGCAAAACAAGAAGAAGAAGCAUCAGAAACACCAGAGGUACAGCAAUCACAACCACCACAACCUCAAAGUAAUAAUAACAAGAGGAAGGCCAUGGAUGAAGGGCUUUCAUCAGAUAGAACAAGACCCAGAUACAGUGGCCUCACUGUGGUCUCUAAUUGAUCAUGACAAGUACUUUUUUCUGUUCCUUUUUGCCCAAUCUGAAAAAUGAAAUUCACAUAACCCUUGUAGAGAGAGAGAGAGAGAGAGAGAGAGAGAGA